GUGAUGGGCAGUGAAAGUCCUGAGAACCUCAUUUUUGUGACCGGAUUUGGGCCCUUUGCUGGCCAUGAGUCUUGUAACGCGAGCUGGGAGGCUGUCAAACUGCUUCCGGAUGAAAUCACAGUCCACGAACAGCGAUAUCGUCUUCAGAAACGCGAAAUCCCUGUAGUGUAUCGUGACGUAGAUAGAAAUGUGUCUGAGAUUUGGGAUCAAAAUCCUCUGCUUGUCAUUCACUGUGGAGUACAUACAGUAGCUUCAAAAGUCUGCCUUGAGAAAUAUGCCUACAAAUCGUCCUACUGCAGCAAAGAUUGGGAGGGAAACUGCUUGUCCAGUAGUUCAGCUGAUCUCUGUAGACAUGGGCAGAACUGCGACAAGUUAGAGACGGCAUUCAAUGUUGAAAAAAUAGCCGAAGAUCUCAAUAAGAAGCAUAAAGACAUUUUUUGUGCCUCUGUGGACGUUGGACGUUAUCUCUGUGGCUACAUUUAUGUCAAAUCUCUGGAUUACAAUCCCUCCAAGACUCUGUUCAUUCACGUACCCAAAGUCGAUGUCAUCAGUCCUUCAGAGGUGCAGCAGGGAAUUCUGGAUGUGAUUCAAAAAUGCCUCGAGCAGAUAAGAGAUUCGCAAUAAAAGAUUUUAUGGUAAGACUAAAAAAAACUUUUAAUAUAUCAGUUAUAUUUUAUUAGAACUUUCAACCUUUAAGAGAUAAUAUAAUUUUUGGGGUUUCUUUUUUAUUUUCUUUUUGUCAAUAAAAUUCUUGGACACAAUUUGCAACAAAAAUACAUACAGAUAUACAGAGAAAAAUCCUCUGAAAUCUUUACAUUUUAAAAAAAUCCAAUUUAAAUAUUAAAUAUCUCAAAAUGAAAGAUAAAUACUUUUCAUUCCUUUAUUGUACCUCCUAAAAUAUUUACAUGAUGUUGCACUUUCCUAAAGAUAAAAUAAAGAAAAUGAAAAACCAAUUGGUGUUAUACAUUUUUGGAUUUUUAAAAUAAAUUAUAAAAUACAGAAAAAAA
This is a messenger RNA of Phlebotomus papatasi, 1007 nucleotides long. Its product is annotated as pyroglutamyl-peptidase 1. The record is from RefSeq and is a predicted model, not a curated record. The transcript has 3 exons. The coding region runs from base 4 to 624 and encodes 206 amino acids. Gene Ontology annotation, biological process: proteolysis. NCBI's taxonomy places the organism in Eukaryota, Metazoa, Arthropoda, Insecta, Diptera, Psychodidae.